AUAUUUUACAUGUGAUAAUCGGAGGGUCGAGCCUUAUAUACAGCUCACUCUCGACAUUGAACGCAUCAUAGUCCGCCUACUGCCGCUUCGGCUCUACGUCAUUUCCGUUCCCCAACCGUCUCCGAGAGUUUUGUCUAAGAUGGCGUCAAUGCAGUUAACGGAUGAUGAGCUUUUCUCCGAACUAAAGAGCCUCGGUUUCACUCCAGGUCCUGUUACCGAAAAUACCCGCCCGGUGUAUUUAAAGAAACUGAAGAAGCUUCGUGACGAGCAGCAGCAACGGGGCCUCAGACAGGGUAAAAUCCGCAGCAGCGGCGCCAACAACCGUACCAUUGACGGCGGCAACACGGCGGGAUCCAGGCCAGCCAGCCAUGACGUCACGCACCUGAGCUCUAGCAGGAGACCGAGCCGGAAGUCCUCUGUCCUCGGUUUCAGCUCCGACGAAUCAGACGCUGAAAUUCCACUAAAACGAAAGGGCAUCAGUCACAGCGGCAGGGCAGAGCGAAGUUCCAGCUUCCAGCAGCAGCCGCCGAAGGUUAGGCCCGUCACAUCGCUGAGUGGAACUAGCAAGAGUCAUUAUGGCGCUGGGAGUAACGCUACGCUAAACAGCAACAGCUCUUCCCCGGGCUUGGACGGGCACAGACGCGUUUCCCUGGGCUGGGAAGUCCGUGCCGCAUCCAGGGCCGAGGCGGAAGGGAGGGAUCGCGACGAAUCGGGAGAGGAGGACGAUUAUGACGGGGAACCGGAGAAAAACUCUCGCUCUUUAAAUGGCUGUGGGGCGUCUCACUUGAACACUAGCAAGCUAGCUGGGGAUUACUCCGACUCGGACGAGGAGAAGGUCGGGGGCCUCGUCGCCGGAGACCGUGAGCGGCACAGACUGGAGUCUAGACGGAGCCCCUCGAAGGGGCUCACUUCCUUUCGACUCGGCCGCGGGUCUCAGACGGGGGGAUCAGCCAGCGAGGCUAAUCCAGGGGCUCGAAAUAUGGUGGGGAGCCGAAGGGUGCGGGAGGAAGAGGAGGAGGAAGGCGACGAGGAAGAAGGAGACGCGUUGAAACGAAGGGACUCGGGCCCAUCGGGCGGCUUUCGGAGCCACCACCUCCCCCGGAAGACGAUCUACGUGUCCCUCAACGAGAACCACGGCGGGAACAACCACGUCGAUGCCGAGGACGCGGCGCCGGGAAGCGGCAGGUUCAGCAUCGGGCUCAGACCGCGCUUCUCCGGCAACUACAGCAGCCCGUCCCCGACGUACCGGAGCAACCACUCGAACCACACCUCGCCCAACCACUCGUACGGCCCGGCGUCGCUGAAGCAGCGCAAGGUCCCCGCUCCGGAGGACGAGCUGCUGCAGCAGUUCAAGCGGGAAGAAGUGGCCUCCUCCGGCAGCUUCAGCGCCAACUACCUGUCCAUGUUCCUGCUCACAGCAGCCUGCCUGUUCUUCCUGCUGCUGGGCUGCAUGUACCUCAGGAUGCGGGGCUCUGGGUCUGUUGAGGUGGAUGGCGUCAUUAAGAGCCACCCCUUUGGCCCAGAGUUUGACGCUGCCUAUGAUAAGGCAGAGAAGGACUUGAUCCUGAAGCUUUUGCUCAGUCUUCACGACCACCUGGCCUUUGUUGCUGGCCAAUAUGACUGUGGAGACCAAGCGCAUCUUAACAGAAGUUUGUCCGUAGACGAAGCCAUUGCAUAUUUACAGGCUCAAAAUCCAGACUUUGAAAAAUUCUCUCAUACAUCUCUGGAGUGGAUCAUUCGGACCGGCCAGGAUUUGGGCAUCAGGCUUAUAGGGCAGGGAGUCGACGAGCCUGUGAGCGAUGUGUCUGAGCUCUCCCGACUGGAGUCUACGCAUCCAAAGAUGCCCUUCACCUGCCGCUUCCGCAGAGCCUUCCUUACCGUCAUAAGCAGAGUCUUCCUCCUUGCAGUCGUGGUAGGUGGUGUGUGGAGUGUGGUUUGCUACGUGAAGUAUCGCUGGAGACGAGAGGAGGAGGAGACGAGGCAGAUGUACGACAUGGUGGAGAGAAUAAUUGAUGUGUUGAGGAGCCACAGUGAGGCAUGCCAAGAGAACCAGGACCUGCAACCCUACCUGCCCAUUCCCCACGUCAGAGACUCCCUGGUUCAGCCUCAGGACCGGAAGAAAAUGAAGAGGGUGUGGGAUCGGGCUGAGAGCUUUGUUUCAGCCAACGAGUCCCGAAUUCGAAAAGAGAAUCAGCGAAUUGGAGGAGGGGACUUCCUAGUGUGGAGGUGGAUCCAGCCCUCUCUUAGCUGUGACAAGAUGCCCUCCAAAGUCUGGCAGGGAAAAGCGUUCCCCUUGGAUCGGAGGAAUUCGCCUCCCAACAGUCUGACUCCGUGUCUGAAGAUCAGAAACAUGUUUGAUCCAGUCAUGGAGGUUGGGGAGAACUGGGAUCUGGCGAUCCAUGAGGCCAUCCUGGAGAAAUGCAGCGACAACGACGGCAUCGUCCACAUCGCUGUCGACAAGAACUCGCGAGAGGGUUGUGUCUAUGUGAAGUGUCUCUCCGCUGAGCACUCAGGGAAAGCCUUCAAGGCCCUUCACGGCUCCUGGUUUGAUGGUAAGCUGGUGACUGUGAAGUAUCUCCGUUUGGACCGAUACCACCAACGAUUUCCACAGGCACAGGGCUGCUCGACACCCCUGCGAGCCUGCAGCCUCCACUCAAAUGCUGCAAGCUCCACCAACACUACAAUCCAUUCAUAGCACCGCUUGGCCAAAGUCUUCAGGCUUCUCGUGAUCCAGUGUGACCUCCCAGCACGGCAGCACCAACCACCUGCUGCUGCUGCUGCAGCUGCUGAUGCUGCUGCUCUCAUAGCUUCCUAAUAGCGAAGACUCCAGCUUGUGUCAAGGACAGUUUUAUUGUUGUUUUGUUUUUGUGUUUUUGGUCUACAUCGGAUUGUUGCGAGACAGACAGUUCAUUGGUGCCGUAUCUUUUUUUUUUUUUUGUAAUAAUCUUUGUGUUAGAAAAGACACAGAUUUAACACUUGUGGAAACUUGCUAUUUUGGUUCUACUGUAACCAAAGCUGUGCGCUCAGCCUCCUGGCCUCCCUGCUUCUACUCCACUGUCUGAUGCUACAAUGGAGUUAAUUUGGGCACCGUACAGAAACAACUGCAUGUUUGUUUGCCCCUGUGUACGUUUUAAACCAACACAGCGUGGGUGUCGACUUCCUACAGCUACUCUAUGUACUUCUAGUUAUUAUUUCUAUUAUUAUUUACUCAAGCAAGGAAUAUGGGAGCCGAUUUGUCGAGGAUGUUUUGUAAAUACACAAACAGCCGACACAAGCUUUAUUGCAUCCUCUGUUUUAGAAGCAAAUUAUAAGCUCCAUUUGUAUCUUCUUGUUGCUCAAUUACCACAGCAGAGGCAAAACAGUUCCCCCUAAGAUGCUGCAAGAGCACAGAUGCACACAGAAUAGAUCAGGCGUUGGAAUUGGGCUACACUGUUUGUUUCACCCCUGGUCCUGGAUGUAGUCAUGAAAUUCUGCAGAGCAAUAGAACUGAAUGAGAGAGUGGAGAUGCCCACUUGAAGCUUUCUGCUUCAGGUAUCGCCUCAUUUAUUCUCAAAUUGUUCAUUGGUCACUAUAUUUAUUUACAUUUCCUGUUGGGCCAUUACAGUUGACACGGCCUUUAUUCAGUAGGCAACAUGUAUUGUCCUUUUUGGAGGAUUCUGUUAAUGUUGCUGCCAUUUGUUCCAUUGUGGGCAGCACCUUUUGGAGGUGUCUGCUCACAGUGCUCGAUUCCAAAUAUUCUAGCUGCCUCUGCACAGCAACUAUGCCACCCCCCUCCUCCACGGACUCCUGACUUCUUGUGUUUUACGAUAUUUGUAAUGCAGUGACUCGACCGCUGGAUUCAGUAUUUGCAGUGUGAAAUUCCAGAUGAUGCACACUUCUGACGUUUCAAAUCUGCUGCGGUGCUUUCCGCACAAAACAGUGCCUUAAAUUUGUUUUGUUGUGUUUUUUUUUUUUUUAGAUUGGCACUGCAUUACUGGAGAAUGUACUAGAUUCAAGAAGUAGAAAGUGUGAGCCUGCCAUAGAUGUAAUCAUAUUAGUUUUCUGUUAACUUUUAUAUUGAACCAAAUGCUUCUCUAUUUAUUUCUUCUUUUUUUUUUUUAAACACCUAUGGUGAUGUACUAUUUUGGUGUCACUACAUCUGUCACGUGUCAUAACCCCCUUCCCCCUUCCUCAAUAAGGAUUAUUGACCUACAUCGACUUCUAAGCAGCGAAAUAAAGUGAACACUUUCAGAAAUAAGCCAGUUGUUAGUGCUUCACUGUGAUUGUUGCAUGUCUUUGGGCAGGAUGGUGCAUCUGCACCGUUUAAGUUCACGCUAACUAAAAUGAGGCCAAAUGUAAAGUUUGGUUUCAUAUGUCGACAGGUUCCUUAGCCUGGGCUUUGCCUAUAAAUUGUGUGUUUGGAGCUGCAUUCUCGCUCUUUUUUUUUCCUUUUUAAUGUAUUUAAUGUAAACACUGUACAAUAUUAUAACAUGUACUAUUAUAUGCAGCUUUAUACCUUUUGCGUUGUAUGUUUGGAUUCACAGUAUCUCCCUAACCUGCUAGCCAGAGGGGUAGGUGUGUACAAUACUAGUUUAAAAGGAAUAGAUGUUUUAAUGUACUUUGUUAAUUGUACAAACAUCAAAAUUAAAGAUUUAAUAGGAUUUUUUUCUUACA
Messenger RNA from Betta splendens (Siamese fighting fish), 4653 nucleotides. RefSeq names its product LEM domain containing 3 (gene lemd3). Gene Ontology annotation, biological process: negative regulation of BMP signaling pathway; nuclear envelope organization. The coding region runs from base 140 to 2695 and encodes 851 amino acids. Gene Ontology annotation, cellular component: nuclear inner membrane. NCBI's taxonomy places the organism in Eukaryota, Metazoa, Chordata, Actinopteri, Anabantiformes, Osphronemidae. The transcript is spliced from 13 exons. Gene Ontology annotation, molecular function: chromatin DNA binding. The record is from RefSeq and is a predicted model, not a curated record.